Spodoptera litura is the source of this 745-nucleotide messenger RNA. RefSeq lists its product as uncharacterized. NCBI's taxonomy places the organism in Eukaryota, Metazoa, Arthropoda, Insecta, Lepidoptera, Noctuidae. The record is from RefSeq and is a predicted model, not a curated record.
CAAAUGUGAUUGAGGUUUGAGGUUGACACUUGACAAUGACAACUUGAAUUGACAUUUUCGAAAUAAUUAAUGUAUAAAGCAUAGAAUUAGAAUAGACUGUAAAUACCAAGUAUUGUAAUAUCACAAUAUUAACUUAAUAAAACAAAGUAAAUUUAAAGAUUCUUACGAUGCUGUAGACACUAUUCUGUUCUGUAUAUGUGGUAGGUUCUUUUUUACAUUAAAAUUUCGAAUACAUAAAUUAUAAACUCAACUUUAAAAUGAACAGAAAACGGAAUGUUAGUUUCAUAAAGCCUGAAGACCCAGAAUUUCUAAAAGUUUUGAAAAGACAAGCUGGGUAUGAUGACAAAAAUCACAAGUUUGAUGACUUGAUGAAUGCUGAAGGAGACUUUGCCGAAGACGACGAUAGUGAGCAGCCUCAAGUAGUAGUACUUAAAGAGGGUGACUUGACAGCGGAGGAAGCAGAGGCAGAGAAGUUGAGAAUAGAUAAAUUAGAAUCUGAAACCAAGGCUGACUUAAAUCAGAGAGUAUUGUUUAAAGCUAAAGCAAAACCAACUGCAGACACAGCUAGUUCUAAAAGAAAGCAAGAUAAUAAAAGAAAAGAAUCAAAAGGAAAGAAAAGUCGUCCUGUAUUGUCAUUUAAUGAUGAAGAGGAAGAAGAUGAAGAUAAUGAGACAUAACAGUUACCUAAUUCGUAUUACUUAGUAGAUAGAAUAACUUUGAAAUAAAAUAUACCAUUUUAAUAUAA